Leptinotarsa decemlineata (Colorado potato beetle) is the source of this 667-nucleotide messenger RNA. RefSeq names its product grindelwald (gene grnd). NCBI's taxonomy places the organism in Eukaryota, Metazoa, Arthropoda, Insecta, Coleoptera, Chrysomelidae. The record is from RefSeq and is a predicted model, not a curated record.
ACAGGUAAAAACGUAGCAGCAGUGUUACAUAGAAGUCAACCAAAGACAACACCUGUUGCGUUCAGUGCACAAAAAUUUUUGAAUAGUGUACAUUUUUCCAACUCAACGAUGUGAAAUUGGGCCCAAAUACUAAACUCAAACAUCACAAUAUUUCAACAUCUCAAAAAUGUUGAAAGGUGCAUUGAUUUUGACUUUGUGCGGGUUAUCUCUUGUGGAAUGCGGGCUUAGCCUGGCAGGUGUAAAAUGCGGCGUCAAAUCUUGCAAGUUGAAUGAAUAUUGUUCCGAAUUUGAUAGGACCUGCCAACCUUGUUCUACUAUCUGCAACGACAGUAGCCACAAUUACGACAGGAGCCUAUGUGAAAAAGAAUGUCAAGAUUUCAUCCACGACAACUUAUAUGUUAGAAAAGACUCUGUAGGAGGCACUGGAAACGAUGAUCUGAGAGGUACUGUGGAGCGUCUUUCCCGCAUAGUGACCGGUACACUUAUUAUUGUUUGUUUGAUGCUAAUUGUUCUAUUCUGCUUCUUGUGCUUCCAGUUCUACAGAUGGAAAGAUAAGAAGAAUAUAACAUUUGCUUCUCUGAAAAAUAAAAUUUUUGGCAAAAAAGCUUCUACAACGGUGAGUGUUUCAAAAAUACUAUUCACAAGAAACUGACAAGAGACUGUCAUU